Molecule: messenger RNA, 1029 nt
Organism: Prunus dulcis (almond)
Lineage: Eukaryota; Viridiplantae; Streptophyta; Magnoliopsida; Rosales; Rosaceae
Product: (+)-neomenthol dehydrogenase-like
Exons: 5
Coding region: 28-927 (299 amino acids)
Cellular component (GO): membrane
Molecular function (GO): oxidoreductase activity, acting on the CH-OH group of donors, NAD or NADP as acceptor
Source: RefSeq, a predicted model, not a curated record
GAAAGCAAAUCUGGAAUCCCAUCAACAAUGGCAGAAGUAGCAAAGAAGUAUGCAGUUGUUACAGGUUCAAAUCAAGGGAUUGGAUUUGGAACAGUUAGAAAGUUGGCUUCAAAUGGGAUCAUGGUGGUGUUAACUGCUUUAGAUGAGAAAAUGGGUGUUGAAGCUAUUGAAAAAUUGAAAGAGUGUGGGCUCUCUGACCUGGUGGUUUUUCAUCAACUUGAUGUAACAGACACUGCUAGCAUUGCUUCCCUUGCAGAUUUUGUCAAAACCCAAUUUGGGAAACUAGAUAUCUUGGUAAAUAAUGCAGGGGUUAGUGGAACCAUUGUGGACCCUGAAUCUAUGAGAGCUGCUGCAGCUGCAGGUAUUGGUAAGGAUGGUGUAGGAGUAAAUUGGAGUGAAAUAAUGACUCAAACGUACGAGUUAGCUGAAGUAUGUGUGAAAACAAACUACUAUGGUGCCAAGAAAAUGACCAAAGCACUCCUUCCUCUCCUCCAGCUAUCUGAUUCACCAAGAGUUGUCAGUCUUUCUUCCAGCAUGGGAUCGUUAAAGCAUAUACCAAAUGAAUGGGCCAAAGGGAUGUUAAGUGAUGCUGAGAAACUUACAGAACAGAGAAUAGAUGAUGUUUUGAAUGAGUUUCUCAAAGACUUCAAAGAAGAUAUUCUGGAAACCAAAGGCUGGCCUACUUCCCUCUCUGCCUAUAUACUCUCAAAAGCAGCCGUGAACGCGUUCACUAGAAUGAUGGCCAACAAAUACCCAAACAUCUGCAUCAAUAGUGUAGACCCUGGAUUUGUCAAAACAGAUAUGAACUUCAAUACUGGCAUGUUAACCAUUGAUGAAGGUGCUGAGAGUGUUGUGAGGUUAACUAUGGUUCCAAAUGGCAGCCCUUCUGGCCUCUACUUCUAUUUACAACAAGUCUCACCCUUCUGAGCAUAACAAACCCUUUUCAAUUUCAUGAAAUAAUGAUCCUCUUCUGUUUAAAUUGCUAUAUUUAUCUUGGUGUGGUGUAACAACAAUUUCUCAAACUCUUGU